CGAACAGGCGGCAUCUCUAGCCGACUGCACAAACGAGCGAUGCUGGGUGGGAUGAAGCCUUUGCAGAUGGACUGUGACAAGGUCGUCGCUGAGACGACGGAAACCUUCGUGGACGCAGAAGAGAAGUACGACAUGUUGGAGCUGAUUGGCAGAGGGAGCGCGGCGGUGGUCAAAAAGGCGGUGCGGAAGCAGGAUGGCGUCGUUGUUGCACUCAAGAUUGCCGGUUCCAAAGACAACUUCUCCUUGGCCGAGGCGGAAUUCCGGAUGCUGCAGUCCAUCAAGCAUCCGCAUGUAAUUCGGGCGCUCGACUUCUUCGCCACAUCCGUCAGCGCAAUCAUGGUCUUGGAAUUCUUCGAUGGUGGCAGCUUGGAGGAAGCAGUCCCAAAGCUGCCUGGAUCGCGUCUACCGGAGCUGAAAGCCCGGUCGCUGUUCAAAGCGCUGCUGUCAGCCGUGUGCUAUCUGCAUACCAGGCGCAUCAUCCACCGAGAUGUAAAGCCGUCCAACGUCGUGGUGUCCGCCGACCUCUUGGACUUGCGACUACUGGACUUCAACGUCGCCAAGCGCUUGACAGAAGGAGGAGCCUUGACAUUGACAGGGACACGGCUCUACUGCGCGCCGGAGGUUCUCGACGGCGAGCCACCGAACGAAGCCAAUGAUGUCUGGGGCUGCGGCCUUUGCAUUUACUUCAUGCUCGCCGGCCGGCUUCCCUGGAAGAUCCUGCCCACCGAGAACUUCUUCGAGACCCUGCCGGCACUUAGGGUCUCGGGAUCCUGGUGCCUUUCACUUUCGGAGCCCUGCAAGUCGGUACUGCGCCAAUGCUUAACGAUCGACCCCACCUGGAGACCGGCUGCGACGACCGUUAUGCUGCAUGAGUGGUUCUGGAUGCAGUAA
Symbiodinium necroappetens is the source of this 891-nucleotide messenger RNA. Lineage: Eukaryota; Dinophyceae; Suessiales; Symbiodiniaceae. The record is from the annotation of a GenBank genome assembly.